AUGGGGGAAUGGACUAUACUAGAGAGGCUCCUGGAGGCUGCUGUCCAGCAGCACUCCACGAUGAUCGGCAGGAUCCUGCUCACGGUGGUGGUCAUCUUUCGGAUCCUGAUCGUGGCCAUCGUGGGGGAGACGGUGUACGACGACGAGCAGACCAUGUUCGUGUGCAACACGCUGCAGCCGGGCUGUAACCAAGCGUGCUACGACAAGGCCUUUCCCAUCUCCCACAUCCGCUACUGGGUCUUCCAGAUCAUCAUGGUGUGCACGCCCAGCCUCUGCUUCAUCACAUACUCCGUGCACCAGUCCGCCAAGCAGAAGGAGCGCCGCUUCUCCACCGUCUACCUGACCCUGGACAACAAGGACCAAGACUCGCUCAAACGGGACGAGAGCAAAAAGAUCAAGAACACCAUCGUGAACGGAGUGCUCCAGAACACGGAGAACUCCACCAAAGAGGCGGAGCCGGACUGUCUGGAGGUGAAGGAGAUCCCCAACUCGGCCAUGAGAACUACCAAGUCGAAAAUGCGGCGGCAGGAGGGCAUAUCGCGCUUCUACAUUAUACAGGUGGUGUUCCGGAACGCGCUGGAGAUAGGCUUCCUCGUGGGCCAGUACUUCCUGUACGGCUUCAACGUGCCCUCCGUGUACGAGUGCGACCGCUACCCGUGCAUCAAAGACGUGGAGUGCUACGUGUCCCGCCCCACGGAGAAGACCGUGUUUCUGGUCUUCAUGUUUGCCGUGAGCGGCUUCUGCGUGGUACUCAACCUGGCUGAGCUCAAUCACUUGGGUUGGAGGAAAAUCAAAACAGCCGUGCGAGGCGUACAGGCGCGCAGGAAGUCCAUCUACGAGAUCCGGAACAAGGACCUGCCCCGGAUGAGUGUGCCCAACUUCGGGCGCACUCAGUCCAGUGACUCUGCGUACGUGUGA
Messenger RNA from Boleophthalmus pectinirostris (great blue-spotted mudskipper), 918 nucleotides. RefSeq names its product gap junction protein delta 2b (gene gjd2b). The record is from RefSeq and is a predicted model, not a curated record. Gene Ontology annotation, cellular component: connexin complex. Gene Ontology annotation, biological process: cell communication. The transcript has 2 exons. Lineage: Eukaryota; Metazoa; Chordata; Actinopteri; Gobiiformes; Gobiidae. Bases 1 to 918 code for a protein of 305 amino acids.